AAAAGAAAUGUCGUCAACAGUGUUCAGUGUUCGUUUCUUCUCGCGCAAAAAUGUAAAUAAACUUAUAACCAGCUGACAACUGUGAGUGAAUUUUUGAGUAACGCACGCAAUAUGCGUGUAACUGUACGAUCGCUUCGUUUUCCCAAAGCCCAAAGAUGAACGUUCCUCUGUAUGGAACGGGAGCCAUUAUAAUUCUGAUUGUUGCCUUAUUUGACUAUGGAACAGUCCUGCAAAUUUUGAUAUGUAUAUUUCUUUGUAUUAUAGGAUUAAUAGUAUACAUAUAUAGACAAUUUCCACUAUCAUCUCAAAAUGAAAUUACUUUCUCAAGGGAAGAAUUUUCCGAAUCGAGUAAAAGGUUAUGGACGAGGUUGGAAGAGAUAUCUGAGAAGUCGAAAGAAAAGAUGACCUUUAGUGAAGACCGACGGAUCACUGGUAGUAGAAUUAUCGAUGAAUCCCUACAAGAAAUUUUAGGCUUUGUUCUAAGAGAUUAUGUGCAGUCAUGGUACAACAACUUCACUGAUGACAAAGAAUUUCUCCUUUCGGUUAGGGACACAGCUCAAAAAAUUAUGAUCAACGUAUCCAACAGGGUGAAAGAAAUAGAUUGGAUUCCUUACUUAACAACGCGUCUCGUUGAUGAUGCUGCAUCACAUAUGAGAUUAUAUCAACAGGCUAGAGCGAAAAUGAAGCAAAAUCAGUUGUUUAAGCAGCAAAAAAACAGCAGCUCAAGUACGUCUGGUGGAACUCCUAAAAAAACUCCGACGCAUCGUAGAAAUAAGAGCGAUACCGAUAUUUCCUGGUACUCUCAGUCGAAAUUUUACGUCCCCAACUUAACUUCUCUGACAGAACCAAAAGAGCUCAAACCAGUCAAGGUCAGCGAUUCUCUGGAAGAUACCUUCUUCGACCUGGAAGUGCAAAUGGAAAAGAAUUUCAUAUGCAGGGAUCUGGUGUGUCUGAAUGAAUCCGAUGAAAGGACCUUUUUAACUGAAAUUUCAGAAGUUGUUCUCUUCUUAAUUUUACCUAAAGAAGACUUCGACUGCAUACCUCUCAGAUAUUUUUUGAGAGAACUACUCGUUAACGUCAUAAUUCGGCCCCUGCUGAAUUUACUCUCCGAUCCUGAUUAUAUUAAUCAAACUUUUAUAUGGCUGUGUUCUAAAGAAAGCAAUUUGCCCAGCGAUAUUUUCCUAACGGUAAUUAGGUUAACGGAUGACUUAGAAGAAUUAUUGGCAACAAAGAACAUAGUUAACAGAAGACUAGCUUACAUAAGAUCCAAAGAGUCUGGGAGCGAGGACGAUAUAUCGACCAAGCAAGAAUUAACCAGUCUUCUCUACAUGAAAAAAAAUUUAGACACGAGGAUAGUCGCGAUGCAGGAGGGUUUAAAAUCGGAAAGCAACACCACAGAACAAAUUCCAGAGUGGAACAGACUCGUGGUUCCGGGGCAGAAGUUAAUUAAUUUGCCUCUCGAUGAAUUGUUGAGGAACAACAUAGCCCUGAGUUAUUUCAUUGACUACAUGACUAGUAUUAACGCUGAAGCUUACCUCUAUUUUUACUUAAAUAUUUACGGCUGGAGGGUUUCCGCCGAGCAGCAAAUAUCCGAGAUCGAGUUGGAAAAAAUUCGCAGACAGCACUCCUCAUCCAAAGAGGUGAAACGUCGAACCGCUGAUCUCGGAAACUUGAAAGAAGCAGCUAUCAAGAUAUACCAGCAAUACUUGAGUGACAAGGCGAGUCUGAAACUACAGUUGGAAGAUAUUUUGGUGAAGAAUUUGGUAAUGAGAAUAAAGAACGAGUCUGUGAAGGAGACUUGGUUCGAUGAACUUCAGAUUUGCUGCUACGAGAAACUGAAAACCGAGGGCAGAUUUCUCCCAGCCUUUACAAGAUCUUCUUCAUAUGUUAAACUCUUAGCUGAGCUGGAUUUGCUGAAAGAUUCGACAUCUGAAGAAGAUUCAAAGUCGCUGGACAGCAUCAGUGUAUCUAGUAUAAAUAAUGAAACGGAAGUGGAUCAAGCGUCGUGGAUGGAAGGUCAGAAAGCUGAAACGCAGUCGAACUCAAGUUCCUCAUCUGGUAGCAGAGCAGGUGAUCUUAGAGCCUUAGAUGAAUUUGAUGGGGAUAGAGGAAGUUUGAAAGAAUUUCUUAAGCUGCAGAAGCCGAACUGCAUAGAAGCUGAAAAGGUCAUAGAAGGAAAAGAAGCAACGGCCUACUUUGAAUCCAACUCGGAACACAUUUUUCCGAUGGAUGAGAGUUUUCAAGAUCCUAAUAUAAUCAAGAAAUUGCAACAAGGUCGAUAUAGAAUCACUGCGGAAAUAAUUGAGACUGGGAUACAGUGCGAUAAGGGAAAGACUUACGGUAUUUAUGCGGUGUCUGUGUCGAAGACUUUUGAGUCGAGUUACCAGGAAAAAUGGCACAUUUAUCGAAGGUAUUCUGACUUUCAUGACCUUUAUCAGAGGAUAAAGGAGAAGUAUUUCGAUCUGGCGAAAAUUCCCUUUCCUGGAAAGAAGGCCUUUCACAAUAUGGAGCGAGCUGUGCUUGAGAAGCGAAUGGUUAUGUUGAAUGCUUGGUUACGUGAGUUGACGAAACCGACUGUUGCAGAUGGCCAUAUGGGCUUGCAGAAUUUGUUGCUUGCUUUUUUGGAACAGGGAGAUUAUGACAAGGGAAUGACUGGAGGGCAUAUUUCUAGAACGAUCGACAAUUUAGUGAAUCCUUUAAAAUCGUCGAUGAAAACAGUGACGCAGGCAGUUAAAACGAUGCCAGAUAAUAUGCUAAGUACAGUCGACGGAGUUAUGGAUAAACUUUUUGGCAGCACGAAGAAAAACGACGUGAUCUACGAAAGCGUUAAAGUGGGAGCUUGUCUGGACACAGUGACAGAUGACAAUAUUCCACUACGAAUAAUUCUCCUCCUGAUGGACGAGAUAUUCGAUCUGAAAGUGAGAAAUCAAUGGCUGAGGCGCAGAAUUGUUACGCUGCUAAGACAGAUUAUUCGCACCAUGUUUGGUGAUAUUGUAAAUAGAAGAAUUAUAGAUUAUGUUUCAGAAUUGACGAGUCCGAAGAAUGUCGCCAAGUACUUGAAUUUAUUUAAAAGUAGUUUGUGGCCUAAUGGUGUGAAGGCUAGACCUAAAUCUCCUCGCAGUCCCGAGAUGAAAAGUAGGACGCGAGUCGACGCCAAAGUCGCUCUCCUCGCUUGCUUUUCCGACGAACUUAAACAUAUCAUAGGGAGCGAAACCACCAGGUGUGGAAUCUUAAGGGUUUUCGAACUUUUCCAACGACCUGUUUUGAACCGAAGACUGCUUUAUGUACUGCUAGAAGGAAUUAUCGAGACUCUUUUUCCACAACGAGAUUUUGUCUCCAUCUUUAGAAGAUUAUACUCAGUCUCCCCACGAGUAAAAAUCAAAAGUCAGGUCAAGUCUGGACUAAGCUAAGCGAUGGAAUGUUGAGUUUUUCAUUUUGCAGUAAGGAAUGCUAAUGUGAUUAUUUGCCAAAUGGAUAUUUAAAACUAAGGGUCACUGGGGUUCUUGGGUCUACACUGAAACAGUUGAUCGUGUGAUAACUCGAAAUUUAUUUUAAAUUUGGAACCAAUUUUGAAUUCUGGGAACACUGGAAGUCAGACUUUUAUUGAGUGUUAGGGGUUCUUCCAGGGAAUAUUCUAAAAAUUUAAAAUCUUGUCUUAUGAAGUUUUAUGUAUACUAUAAAAGCGUUCAAAUAUUACGUAAUAUAUUUUACAAAAAUUGUUUUACAUACAAUUGUGGAUGAUUAACAAUUCGAAAUUUUUAAGUUAGGUUUUCAGAGCCGAUAAAAAUUUAAUUGAAGCUUAAAAAUGGUUGAUACGUAAUAUUUUCAAGCAGAUGGCCCUGUGAAGUUUUCUUCUCUAGAUUUAAGUUUUAUUUCUAGUAGGAUAUCUUGUUUCUAAUGUUAUGAAAUUUUAUUUUUAUAUUGUAAAGAUUUAUUUCUUUACUCGUAAUUUUUAAUACGAUUUAGACUAAGUUCGCACACUUUUACACUAUUAAUUAGCUAAUUAAGUAUGAAAACAUAUUUUCUGUAAAGAAAUUGCCAUUGCAGUAAGGUAUCGGGACUAACAAUUCUACAAUGGGGAACAAAUGAAAAAAAUUUUCUUGUAAAACUUUGCCGAUAGAUUACUGAAUACUCACAUUUUGAAAUAGUUUGGAAACUAAAGUAACAAAGCAUUGAAAAAACUUCAGUUAUAUCGAAGUCUUUUUUCUGGAUUGUGAUUUCCGCAUAAGGCAUAAUAUUAGCAGAAUCAUUCCAUUUGCAUUUUAAAAUAGAUUGUACACCGACAAUUGAAAUAUUCUUAUUGCUGCCAUUAUGUUCUAAUUAUGCUCUUAUUCAAGACGCAUUGUGAAUAAUUAGCAAAAGAAAUUUUUUUCUAUGUCUGAAUAAAUAUUACAGGAACUUAAGAGGGAAUUCAGAGUUCUGACAUUUAUUACUGUGUUUUCAGCAAUGUAGAUAAAUGUGUAAAUUUCACUUUUGUAAAUCCCAGCAUGGAUGUUGUUAUAAUUUUAUUGUGAAACUGUACAGAUUCGGGAAAGUGCGCGUGCCAUGAAUUUAUUUAUUUGAUAAAUGGAGUUAGGGGAAAUGAAUGAUUAUUGUUAAUAAUAAUUUAAGACACCUUAAGUUAUAUGCAAUUGUACCUACUAGAAAAUGCAAAGUGUCGUUAAAAGUCGGUGUUGUACCUCUGUAUAUAAUGUUAUUCAUUUUUUGGAAUUUAAUUGUAGUCGACAUUGUAAAGUUUACAGAUUAAAAACGUCUUUAUACAG
Molecule: messenger RNA, 4763 nt
Organism: Belonocnema kinseyi
Lineage: Eukaryota; Metazoa; Arthropoda; Insecta; Hymenoptera; Cynipidae
Product: sorting nexin-13-like
Exons: 10
Coding region: 156-3410 (1084 amino acids)
Cellular component (GO): early endosome
Molecular function (GO): phosphatidylinositol binding
Source: RefSeq, a predicted model, not a curated record